Messenger RNA from Selaginella moellendorffii, 2334 nucleotides. RefSeq names its product 5'-nucleotidase domain-containing protein 4. Gene Ontology annotation, molecular function: 5'-nucleotidase activity. The transcript is spliced from 19 exons. The record is from RefSeq and is a predicted model, not a curated record. NCBI's taxonomy places the organism in Eukaryota, Viridiplantae, Streptophyta, Lycopodiopsida, Selaginellales, Selaginellaceae. The coding region runs from base 109 to 2109 and encodes 666 amino acids.
CCUGUCGGAGUCGGAGAGGGUGGAGGCGCUGAUCAAGCGCGCGUCCAUCAGCCUCGACGCAUUCAAGACCAAGCGAGGGGUGAAGGCCGCCAUUGCCGAUCUGGAAGAAUGCCUCGCGCUCGAUUCCUCCCCACAAUCGGCCGCUGCGGACGCUGCCCGCCAGAUGCUUGCGAGCUGCUACCAGAGAAUGGGAGGAGGAGCUUCACGAGUCCACGAAUAGAGUUUUGUGAGGGGAGUAGAAUAUUCCAGAGCCCUAGGCUAGCAGUGGCUUGGCAUCCUUUUGUAGAUGAGGCGGCGAGAGGAAUGGGGCCAAGAUUUGUGCAAGCUCUCCGAAGACUAGCUGCAUUCAAUCUCCCUCGUCGCCAUCCUUGUCCCGCUCUUUCUCCUCCUCCUCCUCCUCCUCAUGGAUCUCUGUGGUGCCAGGGAAAUCUUAGAUUGGUGCAGCUCUACACCACCGCUACCACUUCAUCGCCAUCGCCAUCGCCAGCGCCAGCGCCAGUAUGGGCGGAUUCAUCCACCAAUUCACACAAUGCACAUCAUCGCGAGGCUGUGCCGCCACCAUCGCGUGCGGCUACUGGCCUUGAUCACAGGACCAUGAUCUAUUGCAACCGGGCACUCAACAUGAGGAGCAUCUCGGCGGUGGGAUUUGAUCUCGACUACACGCUUGCGCAGUACAGGCCAGAGACUUUUGAGCUGCUCGCCUACCAAGCCACUGCCAAGAAGCUCGUCUACAAUCUCGGCUACCCCCGCCAGAUAUUGGACUGGAUGUUCGAUUGGAAGUACAUGGUGAGAGGCUUGGUGCUUGACAAACGUCGUGGAAACAUUCUCAAGAUGGAUCGCCACAAGUAUGUCAAGGUUGCUUAUCAUGGAUUCCAGGAGCUGUCCAGAGAAGAGAGGACGGCAACUUACGGGAAUACGCUCUCCCGUGACUCUUAUGAUGAGCCUGAUUAUGCGCUUAUCGACACCUUGUUCUCCUUGGCAGAGGCGUAUCUCUUUGCUCAGCUUGUUGAGCUCAAAGACACUGAUCCAGAACUUUUUCCGUCCCAGCCAGAGGUCUAUUGUGAGAACGAUGUUCCUGUAGUUCCCACAUAUGCUGAAAUCUACAAAGAUGUUCGUGCCGCGGUCGACUUGUGCCACAGGGAUGGUACGUUGAAGCAAGCGGUCGCUGAUGAUCCUUCCAAGUACAUAUAUGCUGAUGAGCAGCUAAUCUCAAUGCUUAAAAUGCUGCGCGAGUCUGGCCGCUUGACAUUCUUGGUCACCAACAGUUUGUGGGAUUAUACGCAUGUUGUGAUGAACUUCCUCUUCUCCGCCGACAAGAACUGGCUCGAUUACUUCGACCUCGUCAUUACGGCCAGUGCCAAGCCGUCCUUUUUCAUGGAUGGCAAUCAGGCGCCUCUGUUUGCUGUAGAUGUUAAGACAGGUAUGCUUCACAACACGGACAAUGGCACACCAGUUCCUCAGAUUGGGCUGAUCCCGCUCUCUACAACAAGACAAGCCUCGAAAGUAUACCAGGGAGGAACAGUGUCACACCUACACAAGCUGCUUGCGAUUGAUGCCGGCGCUCAGGUGUUGUAUUGUGGAGAUCAUAUAUAUGGCGACAUCCUCCGCAGCAAAAAGCAACUUGGUUGGCGUACAAUGCUCGUCGUACCCGAGCUUGACCGGGAAGUUGAGCUCUUACAGUCGUCCAGAGCGGUUCAAAAGGAAAUUCAAAGACUUCGCCAUAGCCGUGAGGAGAUCGAAGAUGAGUUACAGAAGUUGGAGUGGACCUUGAAGUAUUUUAAAGGAACCAAGGAGGAGGAGAGCCCUUUGCAAGAAAAGCGAGAAGCAUUGCAGAGGGAAAGAGAUGAAGUCCAAAAGAGCCAUCGGACCAUGCAACGCAAAUUUCAUGAGCAGUUUCAUAAAACAUGGGGACAGCUUAUGAAAGCUGGGCAUCAAACCUCUCGAUUUGCCCAUCAGGUCGAAAGAUUUGCUUGUCUCUACACAAGCCAGGUGACGAACUUGAGCUGCUACUCUCCAGAAAAAUGCUUCAGGACAGCAGAAGAUUUCAUGCCACACGAGCUGCGAGAUGAAUUCACUGGCCAGCUUGUUAACCUUGAAUGUACAAGAUGAAAACUCUACAAAAUUGGUAGUCUCACCUUGUCAAAGAGAAGCACGAAUCUCAUGGAGAGAGUCUCCUCGAGAGAUGCGCGCUGGUUUUCGAUGCCCGGAGCCAUAAACAUGUCGUUUACUGCAAAAACCUCCAGUAGUGCCAGUGCAAGUCACUCCUGGCUGCACGCAUCCACAACAACACUGAUGAAUUCAAUAAAAGGAAAUGAUCAAUUGCAAUGUUAGGGA